UAACUGAGGGUUCCGGUAAAUGUGCCUGCCCUGUCCCUUACGGCGGAUUAAACUGUGAACUAACGUGUCCACCGCAGUUUGAGGUUUCGUUCAGGACAAGUUGCUACAGUUUCAACAUGACACUGAAAGGCAACUUCUACCAGGCUAAAGCCCACUGCGAGUCAAUGGGAGCGAGACUUGUCGCCGUUGACAAUGAAGAGGAACACACUUUUAUUAGACAACAUAUUAUGGCCGACGAAGCACGGAGUGCCGUCGGCUGGUGGACCUCACUAACAGAUGAUGCCUCUGAAGGUACCUGGGUAUUGUCCGGGUGGGGCGACAUUCCAGCACCGUUUAUUGCAUGGGGUCCAGGGGAACCAAAUAGCCAAGGGGGCAAUCAAGACUGUGUACAAUACCAUUCCAUCACCAAGCUUUUUGAUGACGAGCAAUGCAGUCGUACAAUUAACUUUAUAUGUGAAACAGAAGCGACCUAGAAAACGACGGAUACUGGGAAAAUAUAUACAGGAUACAAUCCGUAUGAGAACCUAUAUUUACACAAUAAUACGAUCUUUCUGGAUCUCAUUUUAUUCAUAUCUUCUAUAUUUAAAAACUAUACUUGUAUGGUUGGCGAAGUAUACUUCGUGUUGCCUAUGGUUUGUUGACUCCGGCUUGCAGACUGACUGUCUGUAAGAGAAAACACGACGGCCAUAUAACCUUAGGGAAUUUUUUUCAACGAGCUUUAGGUAAAACAUUUCAAAUGAAUUAGUUGUAGAGAAAAUACGGAAUCGUCAUCAUUCUUAAACGGCAACAUGGAUAGUUGUAUCAUGUUUUACGCUUUCAAGAUAAUGUAUAAGAUUUCUUCCGAUGCUGUUAUUGUUGUCAAUGUAGCUUAUGAGAUCAACAUUUUUAUGCUGCCUGCUGUCAAAUUUGCCUACGGAUACUUUUUCUAACGUCAACACUGCUGCUCUUUCCGUCAUUUUCUUACGUUACACCGUCCAUUAGUAAUGAAGACAUUUCUUAUCGGAUUGCUCUUUCAGAUUACUACAUACACCGUUACAUGAGUGGAAUUCUAUGGUUUUAUAUACAAAUGCAUCUUUCUUUUAAUGGGCUCAUACAUGCGAAUAAUAAGAUUGUCCGCCUUAAAACUAUAUUAGAUAAAACCUAGGAUUACAAACAUUGGUUGUCUGAACAUGCACUA
This is a messenger RNA of Lingula anatina, 1177 nucleotides long. RefSeq names its product brevican core protein-like. The record is from RefSeq and is a predicted model, not a curated record. NCBI's taxonomy places the organism in Eukaryota, Metazoa, Brachiopoda, Lingulata, Lingulida, Lingulidae.